GAGGGGGGAGGAGUGUGGCCUAGUGCGCCUGCGCGGGUCCCGGGGAGAGCGGGCGACGGUUCCAGUCGGAGGGAAGCUUCGAUUUUGUCGUCGCCACCCGGGUCGCUGAGCGAUUGAGGAGGGAAAUCGUUGCCGUCAUGGACGAGGAGUACGACGUGAUCGUGCUGGGCACCGGGCUGACGGAAUGUAUCCUUUCUGGAAUAAUGUCAGUAAAAGGCAAGAAAGUUCUUCACAUGGAUCGCAACUCGUACUAUGGGGGUGAAAGUGCAUCUAUAACCCCUUUGGAAGAUCUGUAUAAAAGAUUUAAUCUCCCUGGUUCACCACCAGAAUCCAUGGGCAGGGGAAGAGACUGGAACGUGGACCUGAUCCCAAAGUUUCUCAUGGCAAAUGGACAACUUGUGAAGAUGCUUCUAUAUACAGAGGUCACCCGUUACCUUGAUUUUAAGGUUGUUGAAGGCAGUUAUGUUUACAAAAAAGGCAAAAUCUACAAAGUUCCCUCAACUGAGACAGAAGCCUUGGCUUCCAACUUGCUGAGCUUUAUGGAAAAAAAUAGAUAUAGGAAACUUCUGCAGCGUGUGGCUCUGUACGAUGAAAAUGAUUCUUCAACUUGGGAUGGUUUUGACCCCAAGAAAACAACAAUGAGAAACAUGUACGAAAAAUGCAAUUUGGGGAAGGAUGUCAUGGAUUUCACAGGCCAUGCCCUCGCCUUGUAUAGGACUGAUGACUACCUUGACCAACCUUGCCUUGAGACGAUAAACAGGAUUAAGCUUUAUAGCGAAUCGCUAGCUCGUUAUGGGAAAAGUCCAUACCUUUAUCCACUUUAUGGCCUUGGAGAGUUGCCUCAGGGCUUUGCCAGGUUAAGUGCCAUAUAUGGUGGGACCUAUAUGUUAAACAAGCCUAUUGAAGAGAUAGUAAUGGAAAAUGGUCGUGUGGUCGGAGUAAAGUCUGAAGGAGAGGUUGCACGAUGUAAGCAGCUGAUCUGUGACCCAAGUUACGUAUCUGACCGUGUGAAGAAAGUUGGCCAAGUGAUAAGGGUCAUCUGUAUCUUGGGCCACCCCAUUAAGACCAUAGCAAAUGUCAAUUCCUGUCAGAUCAUCAUUCCACAAAACCAGGUCAACAGAAAAUCUGACAUCUACAUCUGCAUGAUAUCUCAUGCUCACAAUGUAGCUGCUCAAGGAAAGUACAUUGCCAUCAUUAGCACAACAGUGGAGACCAGCGAUCCUGAGAAAGAAAUUCAACCAGCAUUGAACCUUCUAGAGCCUGUGGAACAGAAAUUUGUUUGCAUCAGUGAUAUGUAUCUUCCAGUUGACUUGGGAACUGAAACACAGAUAUUCAUUUCAAGAACAUACGAUGCAACUACCCACUUUGAGACCACCUGUGAUGAUAUCAAAGAUAUUUACAGGAGGAUGACGGGGAUAGAUUUAGACUUUGAAGAAAUGAAGCGCAAACAGAAUGACAUCUUUGGAGAAGAUGAGCAGAAAGAAACAAAAUAGGCCUGAUAUCCACUUGGUUGAUUCAACGGGUGCAGGAGGUCUGCGGGGAGAGUUUGUAAUGUAAUGUGGGGGCUGCUUAAUUUUAAAUUGCAUCUUCAAGAUCCUGACAAGUAUUGCACUGAUUAUAGAUGGUAACCCCAUUAUUUGUCUUUGGCAUCAUGUGUAAAUUUUUUGCUGAUAUCUUAAGGGGUGCUAUUCAAAGAUAGCAAUUUGCUUGUGUCUCCUGUUUUGAUCAAAGGUUUUGGAGAAGGGUUGAGGGUGGUAAAAUAGUGACUAAAUUUGGAUGCAUUCUUUAAUGGAACAAUGUAAAAAUGCUGAAUUGAUAUUCCAUACUGUUCGUGAAAGUAUCUACUGCCAUUUGCUUUAACAUCAGCUGGAACAUUUAAAGGUUUAAAAUUUCAUUGCAUAAUUGACUAACUGUUUAUGAUGGAUUGAUUGUGUACAAUUGCAACUUCACAAUAAAGUUGUAUGUACCACC
Messenger RNA from Leucoraja erinaceus (little skate), 1971 nucleotides. It is a transcript of the gene gdi2, whose product is annotated as GDP dissociation inhibitor 2. Gene Ontology annotation, cellular component: cytoplasm. NCBI's taxonomy places the organism in Eukaryota, Metazoa, Chordata, Chondrichthyes, Rajiformes, Rajidae. The record is from RefSeq and is a predicted model, not a curated record. Gene Ontology annotation, molecular function: Rab GDP-dissociation inhibitor activity. Bases 138 to 1493 code for a protein of 451 amino acids. The transcript is spliced from 11 exons. Gene Ontology annotation, biological process: protein transport; small GTPase-mediated signal transduction; vesicle-mediated transport.